GUCGAGGAGACACGCGCAGGACCCGGACGCGGCCUGGACACUGCGCCGGGGACCGUGUGGCUGCGGAACACUCGAGACUACGGUGCGAUGGAUCCAGAGUUGCUCCUGGACUCGAGUAUUCGUCUGUGGGUGGUUCUGCCCAUCGUCUUCAUCACCUUCCUGUCCGGCGUGCUCCGUCACCACGCCUCCACCCUCCUGCAGCGCGACAAGGAGGCGGGGCUAGAGGCCAUCUCUGACAGUCAAGUUUUACUACGAAGCCGAAUUCUCAGAGAAAAUGGGAAGUACCUGCCACGACAGUCGUUCAUGAUGAGGAAACAUUACUUCAACAACUCAGAGACCGGAUUCUUCAAAAAGACCAAGAGGAAAGUCAUCCCCAAGAAUCCACUCACAGACAGUGGGAUGGUGUUGGACAUGAUGAAGGGGAACCUCACAAACGUUCUGCCCAUGAUCCUGAUCGGAGGUUGGAUCAACUGGGCCUUCUCCGGGUUCCUCACCACUAAAGUUCCGUUCCCGCUCACCCUGAGGUUCAAGCCCAUGUUACAGAGAGGAGUGGACCUGAUCUCACUGGACGCCUCCUGGGUGAGCUCUGCCUCCUGGUACUUCCUCAAUGUGUUUGGACUCCGCAGGAUGUACGGACUAGUCCUGGGACACGACAACUAUGUGGACCAGACUCAGAUCCUCCAGGAGCAGAUGACGGGCUCGGCCAUGAACAUGCCCCCGGACCCCAACAAGGCCUUCAAGAGCGAGUGGGAGGCGCUGCAGGUGGUGGAACACAAGUGGGCUCUGGAGAACGUCGAGGAGGAACUGAUGGCCCACAACCUGGACCUGAGCUCCCACUGAGGACUACAGGAGGACUACAGGAGGACUACAGGAGGACUACAGGAGGACUACAGGAGGACUACAGGAGGAUUACAAGAGACCUACCUGAGGACUAUUUUAGGACUACCUAAGGACUACAAGAGGACUACCUGAGAGGAUAACGUGAGGACUACAAGAGGACUACAGGUCUACCUGAGGACUACAAGAGGACUACAGGUCUACCUGAGGACUACAAGAGGACUACAGGACUACAAGAGGACUACAAGAGGACUACCUGAGGACUACAAGAGGACUACAGGUCUACCUGAGGACUACAAGAGGACUACAGGUCUACCUGAGGACUACAAGAGGACUAACUGGGGACCUGCCUUAAAACCAAAGAGAUGCAGUAAUAAUUUUAUAUUGUAAAGAAUUUGUUAAACUAUGUGUUUAAUAUUUUGCCAAAGACGUGUUUUAAAAGUGUUUGUUAAAAUGUCAAAUAAAUCCUGAAAAGUUCA
This is a messenger RNA of Boleophthalmus pectinirostris (great blue-spotted mudskipper), 1316 nucleotides long. RefSeq names its product ER membrane protein complex subunit 3-like. The transcript has 9 exons. Gene Ontology annotation, cellular component: EMC complex; membrane. The record is from RefSeq and is a predicted model, not a curated record. Gene Ontology annotation, biological process: protein folding in endoplasmic reticulum. The coding region runs from base 88 to 840 and encodes 250 amino acids. Lineage: Eukaryota; Metazoa; Chordata; Actinopteri; Gobiiformes; Gobiidae.